AUGUUCUUCGCAGGCUCGCAGGAACAAUUCUCCGAUCAUCUGCUCCACGACGCAUCACCAGAUCCGAUUCCUCCUCCAGCGCCGUCGUGCUCGAAGGGCCACCGAUCCACGCUCUGUCUCCGCACUCACCACGGCGGCACACUCUGUCUCCUCUGCUUCUCCGAUCUCGUCUCCGAUCCGCGCGCUCCCACCGUCCAUGUAUCCUACGCGCUCUCUCAGCUCUCUCUUGCACUCUCCGAGCCUCUCUUCCUCCGAGGUCUGCUCUCUUCCCACGCCCACUUCCUCGUCUCCCCUCUCGUCCAUGCACUCUCAUCCUUCGAAGACGCUCCCAUCGCCAACCAGGUUGUCGACAUCGUCCGUGUUCUCUGUUCAGCGGAGAUAUCUUCCUUCGGUGGAGAUUUUCUUGGGAGGGUCGCGGAUCAGCUCUCUUCUGGUGCCUUGGCUUGGAGCCGAAGACAGCUUCACAUGCUCCACUGCUUUGGGGUUUUGAUGAACUGUAAGAAUAUAGACAUCUAUGCCCAACUCAGAGGAAAAUUUUCCCUUGCGUCCCAACUUGUCGAAGGUCUUCAGUUGCCGAGCGAGGAGAUCCGUGGAGAGAUCCUUUUUGUGUUGUACAAAUUGGCGGCUUUGCAGUUCUUGCAAGAAGAUGCUGAUGGAGCCGAUGUUAUUUCUUCACUCUGCCCUAAGCUCUUAUAUCUAUCCUUGGAAGCUCUUGCAAAGACACAGAGGGAUGAUGUCCGUUUGAAUUGUGUAGCCCUUUUGACCAUCAUGGCUCAGCUAGGUCUUUUUGCAAAUUCACAUGCGUAUUCCAGCAACAGCUCAGGUGAAGGGGAUGACCCUAUGCAGACAGCAGACACUGUAACUGAAGGGCCUCGUCUAGAUGUCUUAUUUGCUGAGGCUAUUAAAGGCCCAUUGCUUUCAACAGAUAGUCAGGUGCAAAUAAGCACGCUUGAUCUUAUCUUCCACUAUGUAUCUCAGGAGAGUAUGCCGAACAAACAGAUUCAACUUCUGGUGGAAGAAAAUAUUGCUGAUUAUGUGUUUGAGAUAUUGAGAUUAACAGAGUGCAAGGACCCAGUCGUCAACUCAUGCCUCCGAAUUCUUGAUCUUUUUUACCUUUCCGAGCAUGUCUUUCGGCAGAGACUGGUUGUUGGAUUUCCUUCAGUUUUACAGGUGUUUCAUUAUGUAGCCAGUGUUCCUUUCCACCCUUUUCAAGUUCAAACACUGAAGCUCAUUUGGAGCAGUGUUUCUGAUUUUCCUGGGAUUGCAUCAAGUUCUCAAGUUAAGGAUAUUGUUCUUCUUUUGUCACGGAUGCUCGAAAGAUAUUACUCUCAGGAGAUGGGUUUACUUCCAGAUGCAUUUAAAAUAAUCUGCUCCAUCCUUGUCGCGCUAGUGAGAACACCAUCUUUUGCAGAGAUUUCAGAUGUGGUAACAUGUUUGCAAGAAUCUCUGAGACAUGCCGUUUGGGCUUGUCUUGGUCUUCCUGAGAAAGAUUCAACCCAGAUCUUGCAUGCAGUCUACUUACUCAGUGAAGUACAUGCUUAUUGUUCCGAAUCCUCAUCCAUAAGCAAGCUAAAUUGUACUGAAUUAAGACGCUGCAUAAUAGAUGUGUGUACAUCACAUCUACUACCUUGGUUUCUCACUGCUGUCCACGAGAUCAAGGAGGAAGCAACUCUUGGCAUAAUGGAGACUUUUCAUUCUAUUCUGCUUCAGUAUUUUGAUAUCCAAGUCGUGGAGUUUGCAAAUGCACUUGUUUCAGCAGCUUGGUUCAGCUUUUCAUUCGGUUGUCUAGGAUACUUCUCUACAGACCAUAUGAGACAGAGGGUAUAUCUGAUGCUCAGUUCACUUGUCGAUAUCCUUCUCGGAGAUAAAAUGGGGCAACCUAUUAGAGAUGCUGCUCCUUGUCUGCCGCCUGAUCCAAAAGAUUUGCUGUUUCUGCUAGGGCAAGAUAGUUCCAACAAUCCAGAGUUGUCUACCUGCCAACCUGCUGUUCUGCUCAUUUUCCACACCAGUUCACUCCACAAUGACAGGCUUGCAGAUGAUAAGCUAGUUUUAGCGGCAUUGGAACAAUAUAUUCUUGUAAACAGGACAAGUUACAUAUGUGAGCUAUCUGAUUCUCUAGCUAUGCUCCAUCUUGUGAAUCUAUAUGGCAUUUGCAGGAGUCGUCAGCGUGAGAGUUACCAGAUAUCCUACAGUCUAGAAGCCGAGAGGAUAAUCUUCCAUCUACUAAAUGAAAGUAAUUGGGAUUUGUGCUCAUGUGAUAUUCAUCUAAUAUCAUUCAAGUGGCUCUUUCAACAGGAAAAUAUCACCAAGGGCUUAACUCACCAAAUCCGGAAUAUCUCCCAGAAAUUGGUUGGAAAUGAACUGCAUAAUGUCCAUGGGCAGAGAUCAUUCGUACGUGACUUUGCGGAAUUGGUUUCAGAAGGAGAUAACUAUGGAGCAACUCUUUUGGUUCACUUGUUGGCACAACAUGCAGGGAAGGAAGAUCAAGAAAAUGGCCUUAUACCGAUUUUAAAUCUCAUGAUAGCUGUCAUUUGUAUAGCUCCAACUUCUUCAGACCAGUUGUCAUUGCAAGGCGUUGGCAGCGCAAUUCAGAGACUCUUCUGUGGUUCAACCAACUCAUCCUCGGGAAAGACUUUCACAACUCUCCUACUGUUAAUGUUCAACAUUUUAGCUUCUGUGCAACCUGAAGUGCUGAGAAAUGAUGAAUCAUGGUUUGCUUUAACUAUAAAGUUAUUGAACUACUUCAGCAUGCAAGGCACUGUCUUAACCCAAAAUCAUGAAACUUUAAUAAUGGUUGGCAUUCUUUGCUUGGUUUUGAACCAUUCCUCAAGCGGAGCACUCUUGGAAGCUUCCAAAAGCAUAGUCUUGAGCCCAGUCUUGGCAUCCAAAAUGCACACUGUGGUCGAUGCAGCUUGCUCAAAGGGUCCAGCUUUGGGCGAAAAUUAUCAUGGAACUGACAUUGGAAACAGUCUAGCAUUUGUGUUGCUUCUUUCCUUCUUCACUAUGAAAAGCUUGCAGGCAGUUUUACCCGCCGAAGCUGUGGACUGGCAAAAUUUCUUUGGCCCAUCAGAAAACCGGGAAUCACUUCCUGUAAUCGGCGUAUAUUGUCAUGAUUUGUGCCGUCUGAUGCAUUUUGGAUCUCCUGUAAUCAAACUCAUCGCCUCAUAUUGCCUUCUCGAGUUGUUUACUGAACUCUCGGAGCAUAUCACAGCUGAAAACGAGCGCUUAAGAUGCUCCUUGAGCUACAUAAAAUCAGUGAAGGCUGUGUUAGUCGGUCUGAUAUUCUACGAAGAUAUAAGAGUUGCGAUAAACUCUGCUCUCUGCUUAUCCAUAAUCUUGGGAUUGGAAGACAUGGAAAUGGAAGAAAGAGGAGAGACACUUACUACUAGCUCAUGGUACAGGUUGAUUGCCGAAAAAAUGUCAGUGUACUUGGCCGUGCCUUGUUUGCCGUCAAAGGUUUUUAUUACCCAUCACAAGCCGGCGAUCUAUGUGACCGUUGCUCUGCUAAAACUCAGAAACAAGCCGGGAUGGCUAAGAAAUGUCCUUGACGAGUCAUGCGUGUCCAGAAUGAUUCAAAACCUCACCCCGACCAACAUCAGCAGUGAGAUAGUGCUUUUGUUUCGAGAAUUUCGGCGGUCUCAGUACUUGAACACUGAGCAAAUCGCCAUGUUGAACCACAUAUUCCUGGCAAGCAGAAAACAAAUGCACAGGUCAGAAACUCAAAACGAGACCGUUGAAGAACGAGCAGAAGGGACAAUAUGUUCAGUUGAAGAUCAUGGAGAAAUCUGCAAUUACCUCAUUGGUUUGAUGAUAUCAGAGUCACUUGGACACACUAAUCCAAAUGGAUCUCAUAGCCAAAAGAAUCGGCUUUCAGAUGAAAUCGAGCAGUUUUUUAAAUCUGUCACGAACGGGAGCGAACGAUAAUACCGUUUCUCGUACAGU
Molecule: messenger RNA, 3942 nt
Organism: Tarenaya hassleriana
Lineage: Eukaryota; Viridiplantae; Streptophyta; Magnoliopsida; Brassicales; Cleomaceae
Product: protein PRD1
Exons: 9
Coding region: 1-3924 (1307 amino acids)
Biological process (GO): meiotic DNA double-strand break formation
Source: RefSeq, a predicted model, not a curated record